Frieseomelitta varia is the source of this 2927-nucleotide messenger RNA. RefSeq names its product octopamine receptor beta-1R-like. Gene Ontology annotation, cellular component: membrane. The transcript is spliced from 5 exons. Gene Ontology annotation, molecular function: octopamine receptor activity. The record is from RefSeq and is a predicted model, not a curated record. Bases 726 to 2006 code for a protein of 426 amino acids. NCBI's taxonomy places the organism in Eukaryota, Metazoa, Arthropoda, Insecta, Hymenoptera, Apidae. Gene Ontology annotation, biological process: adenylate cyclase-activating adrenergic receptor signaling pathway.
AAGCGGAGCAAAGUGUCCCGUUAGAAAAUCUUCCAAAGCUGGAAGGAGACAAGUUUCGAAGGACCUGUGCGACAUCUUCGGCACAAUUGGUGUCAAUUUCACUGUGCAGACGGAAGCAUGCUGACAGGAAAUGGAAGAGCGUUUCAAGAGCGAGUCGGAACGAAGAGAAUUUCGCGUCGGGCACGAUGAUAUACACCGCGUCGGGAAUCGCUGCACCUGUUAAACCUUGAGACUGCCGCGAUGCUCAAGGACCACGCGGAGACGGGCUUCGUCUCAACAGCAACGCUGAAACAGCGUGCGGAGAAUUUGAUUCCAGCCGCGGAACGUACUUCCUGGAACGUCUCCAACGUGUCGCGAAGACGUCAAGAAUCUCGGUUCAGCUACCACGUAUAGGCAAAAGCGCAUCCAACUCCGCGUUAUCCUCGCGAAAAUGUCUGGCUGGCAAACGUCAAACUUUACGGCCCAACUACUAUCGACAUCCAGCCCCGUACAAACCAUCCUCGAUACUCUUCGUUAGCCAAUUAAACUCCCGACUCCGCGUUCGUUUCCGCGUUCUCCGAUGGCCUGGCGGGAUCUCCGGUGCAACCUCGUCGACGAGGUGGUCGAAGAAGCGGAAGAGGGCGUCGCGAGGCCGCACGAAUCGCGGUAACGGGCCAAAAAGAAAAAAGAAAUAAAAACGAAAGAACAGAAAACGGAAAAGAGAGGAGAAUUAGCUUUCGAGAGCGAUGGAGGAAGCAAACGCGACGAUGGAAGAGGAGUUGACGAACGCGACCGAUCUGCCAAAUCUGUCCAACGUUCUGAUCGACACCGGCCAAUCGAACCGAUCGACCGGCGUCCCGUACGAGCACUACGAGCUGGAACACGUGCUUCUUUUGAUAGUGAAGGGAACGGUGAUGGGCUUCAUCAUUCUGUGCGCCCUGUUCGGCAAUCUAUUGGUGAUCGUGUCGGUGAUGAGGCACAGAAAGCUUCGAGUAAUUACCAAUUACUUUGUGGUCUCGUUGGCGUUGGCCGACAUGCUGGUGGCCAUUUUCGCGAUGACGUUCAACGCGUCGGUCGAGCUGUCCGGCAGAUGGCUGUUCGGCUACUUCAUGUGCGACGUGUGGAACUCGCUGGACGUGUUCUUCAGCACCGUUUCGAUCCUCCACCUCUGCUGCAUCAGCGUCGAUCGUUACUACGCGAUCGUACAGCCGCUCGACUACCCGUUGAUCAUGACCAACCUACGGCUCAGCACCAUGCUGAGCAUGGUCUGGUGCUCGCCGACGGUGAUGAGCUUCCUGCCGAUAUUCGCCGGCUGGUACACCACCGAGAAACACCUCGAGUUCAGGAGGAAUUAUCCGGACGUGUGCGUGUUCCAAGUGAACAAACUCUACGCGGUGAUCAGCUCCAGUGUCAGUUUCUGGGUGCCCGGCAUCAUCAUGAUCGCCAUGUACUACAAGAUUUAUCGGGAGGCUGAUCGCCAAGAGCGGAUGCUCUAUCGGAGCAAAGUGGCGGCCGCGCUUUUGAACAAGCAUCUGCAGAUCAACGGGAUUUCGGCGGGUCUGGCCACGCUGCCCACCGUGGAUCAAUCGUCGCCGGAUCCACAGCCCGAGGAUCCACCGAUCACCAACAGCAGCAAAAUGAGGAGGGAACGAAAGGCUGCGAGAACACUGGGGAUCAUCAUGUCGGCGUUUCUGGCCUGCUGGCUUCCCUUCUUUCUCUGGUACAUCAUCACGUCCCUGUGCGACAGCUGCAAGAGCAGCGACUCGGUGGUGGCGCUGGUGUUUUGGGUGGGUUACUUCAACAGCGCGCUGAACCCGCUCAUCUACGCGUACUUCAACAGGGACUUCCGGGCGGCGUUCAGAAAGACGCUGGAGAGCUGCUGCGUGGCGCUCGGCCCGGUCCGCGAUCUUCGCCAAGCGCACCGAAAGCAGGACCUCGUGCACAGCAACGCGUCCUCGGAGUUGCACGUGAACAAUCAGCUGAGAGCCAGCGAGAUGACCAACGUCCACAUCGAGGCGUGCAUUUGAGUUUCGAACAGUGGCCCCUCGUCCAACAUUGGCGCCUCCGUGUCCUUUUCAACUCAAGAGGACUGUUUCUAAGAGGAUAUUCUUUCACCGCGGACCUUCGAAAUGUCGAGCGUUCUGAUCGUCAAAACUUUCAAUCCGUGAUCGCCUGAGCCUCCUUCUGUUUUAAGUUUUUUAUUUCUCGAUCGGAAAUCAAUCGACAGCCAAUUAACAAUGAGAACGCGAGACUCGACUCGUGAGGAUUGUCUCGAUGGCUAAUUAACGAGUGGAACAGCGCGGAAGACCAUUCCUCGAUCGCCAAUUAAUGGCCGAAGCGCAACAGUUGAACGUGGUGAUUCUGACCCGUAAGCGUAAUUCAAAUUUCGUUCUUUGAUCCGUCGACCAAAGCGGCGAGGAGAGCGCGAGCUUGGAUCACUUUUUAGUGCGAAACCAAGGGACACAACUCGUUUCGGAAAUAUGUUUCUGUAAUAUGUGUGUACGAGCGAGUUGUCCUUCAAAAGCGUGAAAUGUUGCCGAGGGAUUUACACCUAGGAAUUGACUGCUAUCCUUUGCCUGGCUUUUCGGCUUUAGUUUAGGUCAGGCUUCACAGUGUCGCGGACAUGAACGAGAUUGGACGCGAAUUCGCACUUUGAUUGGGAAAAGAUUUCUUUUAUCCGGCAAAUAUGUAUUCCAAACGAUACGUACAUACUUUUGUACGCCACAUACUUUUGUAUUUAUAAAAAUCCGCUGACUAAUUACGAAUAUUUGAAACGCGUUACUACAUCGUUUCUCCUUCAAAAUACCAACAUUCGAAACAGCGACCGCAAGCUUCUACAGCAAGCUUCGUUAAAGAAAUUUGAAGAAAACUGAGGAGACGUGCUCGCGAUUCUUUUGACAUAUGUACAGGGUGGAAAGAAAAGUUCUAUCAUAGAUGAAUUUUACACC